Molecule: messenger RNA, 1112 nt
Organism: Apaloderma vittatum (bar-tailed trogon)
Lineage: Eukaryota; Metazoa; Chordata; Aves; Trogoniformes; Trogonidae
Gene: NAA50
Product: N(alpha)-acetyltransferase 50, NatE catalytic subunit
Exons: 4
Biological process (GO): mitotic sister chromatid cohesion
Cellular component (GO): NatA complex
Molecular function (GO): acyltransferase activity, transferring groups other than amino-acyl groups
Source: RefSeq, a predicted model, not a curated record
ACAUUUUGUAGUGUGUCAGAUGUUAAGCAUGUUUUGAUUUGUUCCAGUAGCCGGAUCGAGCUGGGAGAUGUGACGCCACACAACAUUAAGCAGCUGAAGAGGCUAAACCAGGUCAUUUUUCCUGUCAGCUACAAUGACAAGUUCUACAAGGAUGUACUGGAGGUUGGCGAACUAGCCAAAUUAGCCUAUUUCAAUGAUAUCGCAGUGGGAGCGGUGUGCUGUAGGGUGGAUCACUCCCAGAACCAGAAGAGACUGUACAUCAUGACGCUCGGAUGCCUGGCACCCUACCGAAGGCUAGGAAUAGGAACUAAAAUGUUGAAUCAUGUCUUAAACAUCUGUGAAAAAGAUGGCACUUUUGACAACAUCUAUCUGCAUGUCCAAAUCAGCAACGAGUCGGCAAUUGACUUCUACAGAAAGUUUGGCUUCGAGAUCAUUGAGACAAAGAAAAACUACUACAAGAGGAUAGAGCCCGCAGAUGCUCAUGUGCUGCAGAAAAACCUCAAAGCCCCUUGUCUUGGCCAGAACGCAGAUGUGCAAAAGACCGACAACUGAACAAACCCCCAACGAACACUUUCUUGCACUUGCUUGUCGCCAAAUAAGGAAAGAGAGGCCUCUUGACUAUUUUUUUUUUUUUAACUCCACCCCUUCAUCUUCUUAAUUUUUUUUUUCUUGACCUCUCUCCAACAAAAUGUAAUGCUUCUUCCAAGGAUCGUCCAAUUAUGUUUCGGGUUUAGAUUUUUUUUGGGGAGGUGGGAAAAGAUGUGCAGAUCUCUUUUAAUUUUGAGGUGUGGAGGGCUUGAGCAGGUUAUCCUGAUGACAAGUUUCCUUCAGAAUUAUCUCUUUCAGUAAGCAGAAUGUAAAUCCAAUGGGGGGAAAAAAGGAAAAGCAAUAUCUUGUCCUUUGACUCCUAGAUUAUUGUGUUUUUUAUAGCCUACAGGGUACUUUACUCCCCCCAACUUUUGAAUGUUACUUCAAUACUUCCUACUCUUCCUCUUAAUUCCCCCCGCCUCAGAAAAAUAUGUUUAGUUCUUCCCAAUAUUUUUUAGUAUGGCUUUUUCCUCCAUCUUUCGCUGCGAAGAGCGGGCUACUUUACCAUACCUUUACACUCUGCC